Lathyrus oleraceus (garden pea) is the source of this 1251-nucleotide messenger RNA. RefSeq names its product truncated transcription factor CAULIFLOWER A. The record is from RefSeq and is a predicted model, not a curated record. Gene Ontology annotation, molecular function: protein dimerization activity; DNA-binding transcription factor activity; RNA polymerase II transcription regulatory region sequence-specific DNA binding. Gene Ontology annotation, cellular component: nucleus. Gene Ontology annotation, biological process: positive regulation of transcription by RNA polymerase II. Bases 225 to 947 code for a protein of 240 amino acids. Lineage: Eukaryota; Viridiplantae; Streptophyta; Magnoliopsida; Fabales; Fabaceae. The transcript has 8 exons.
CAAGUAAUAGAUUGAUAGUAGAACCAACAUUUCACACUCAAACUCACACACUUCAUAUCUGUGGUCUCUCCUCACUUGUCCAGAAGAAGAAAGAGCCAUAAAUUAAGAUAUUCUCUCAGAUGGUUUUGCUAUAUUAGAUAGAUAUAUAGCUACAACAAGUAAUUUUGGGUAUAAUAAUAGAAUUAAAGAAAAAACAAAUUUCCUAAAACAAACAUUUUGUUAACAUGGGAAGAGGUAGGGUUCAGUUGAAGAGGAUAGAAAACAAGAUCAAUCGUCAGGUUACUUUCUCUAAAAGGAGAGCUGGACUUCUCAAGAAAGCUCAUGAGAUCUCUGUUCUUUGUGAUGCUGAAGUUGCUUUGAUUGUUUUCUCCCACAAAGGAAAACUCUUUGAAUAUGCCACUGAUUCUUGCAUGGAGAAGAUUCUGGAGCGCUAUGAAAGGUAUUCAUAUGCAGAGAGACAACUAGUUGCAAAUGAUUCUGAGUCACAGGGAAAUUGGACCAUUGAGUAUACAAGACUGAAGGCAAAGAUUGAUCUUUUGCAAAGAAACUAUAGGCAUUACAUGGGAGAAGAUUUGGGUACAAUGAGCCUCAAAGAGCUUCAGAGUUUGGAACAGCAGUUAGAUACUGCUCUCAAACUCAUUCGUACACGCAGAAACCAACUCAUGUACGAGUCCAUUUCAGAGCUUCAGAAAAAGGAGAAAGUGAUUCAGGAGCAGAAUAACAUGCUUGCGAAAAAGAUCAAGGAGAAAGAAAAGAUUGCAGCUGAGCAGCAGGUACAAUGGGAGCACCCAAACCACCAUGGAGUCAAUCCAAAUUACUUACUACACCAGCAACUUCCAAGCUUGAACAUGGGUGGUAAUUACCGUGAGGAAGCACCAGAAAUGGGGAGGAAUGAGCUUGACUUGACCCUUGAACCACUGUAUACCUGCCACCUUGGAUGCUUUUGAAAGACCUUAUUUUGGAGGUGGUUGGUGUUAUGAUAUGAUAUAUAUGCUAAGUAAGGCAUAUUAAAUAUAUGUGCUUAUAUAUAUGUUUGGUAGUUUUCCCUAUUUUGAAGACACUAAAAGUGUGUUGUAAGCUUAAUUAUAACUUGAUAUUAUAAUCUAGUUAAGUUUUUCUAUGUAUUAAUUAAAUUAAAUUGCUGAAAGGCAAAGUUCUGUAAUGUAAUGACAUUCAAGCUGAUUAAGCAUUGACUUUUACUAUCACUAGAAGGAACUCAAAAUAAACUUUGAUUUAAGCCGUUGUGUUUCA